GAGCCCGCAGAGGCGCAAGGACAGGCGGCCCCAGAGGGAACAGAGCCCGAGGAGGCUGUCGCGACAGCCCCGUCCGGGACAGACGCCGAGGGAGCUCUGAGAGAGGAAACUCCGUCGGGGACAGUCCCUGAGGAUGCGGAGCGAGAGGCAGCCCCGACAGAGCCCGAGGAGGCUGCGGCGACAGCUCCAGCGGGGACAGUCCCCGAGGAUGCGGGUGCGGUGCAGGAGGCAGCCCCGGCUGAUGUGGCAGUCCCCGAAAAGGCGCUGGGGACAGUCCCUAAGGGUGAGGUGCAGGAGGCAGCCCCGGCUGGGACAGUCCCUGAGGAAGGGGCGGUCCCGGUGGGGACAGUCCCCAGGGAUGAGGUGCAGGAGGCAGCUCAGGCAGGGACAGUCUCUGAGGAAGUGCUGGGGACAGUCGCUAAGGAUGCGGUGCAGGAAGAAUCCGCAUCUGGGACAGUCCCCAGGGAGGUGUUGGAGACAAUCCCCAAGGAUGAGCUGCGGGACGUAGCCCCGGCAGGGACGGUCCCUGAGGAUGCGGUGCAGGAGGAAACCCAGUCUGGGACACUCCCCAAAGAUGAGGUGCGGGAGGAAGCUCCAGCAGGGUCCGAGGAUGCGGUGCAGGAGGCAGCCCCGGCAGGGACAGUCCCUGAGGAGGCGUUGGGGACAAUCCCCAAGGAUGGGGUGCAGCAGGAAACUCCAGCAGGGACGGUCCCCGGGGAUGCGGUGCAGGAGGAAGCUCCAGUCCCCAGGGAUGCGGUGCGGGAGGCAGCCCCGGCAGGGACGGUCCGCAAGGAUGAGGUGCAGGAGGCGGUUCCAGUCCCCGAGAAUGAGGUGCAGGAGGAAGCUAGAGCAGAUGUGACAGUCCCCAGGGAUGCGGUGCGGGAGGAAACCCUGGCAGGGACAGUCCCCGAGGAUGAGGCGCAGGACGCAGUUCCAGUCCCCAGGGAUGCGGUGCAGGAGGCAGCUCCAGCUGAUGUGACAGUCCUCAGGGAUGAAGUGCAGGAGGCAGCCCCGGUUUCUGGGACAGUCCCCAGGGAUGAGGGGCAGGAGGAAACCCUGGCAGUUCCAGUCCCCAGGGAUGCGGGGCAGGACGCAGUUCCAGUCCCCAGGGAUGAGGUGCAGGAGGCAGUUCCAGUCCCCAGGGAUGAGGUGCAGGACGCAGUUCCAGUCCCCAGGGAUGAAGUGCAGGAGGCAGCCCCCGCAGGCUCGGUCCCUGCGGAGCGCAGCGCGGAUGCUGCCGAGAGCCGCGGGGCACCGCAG
Messenger RNA from Cyanistes caeruleus (blue tit), 1260 nucleotides. The record is from RefSeq and is a predicted model, not a curated record. Lineage: Eukaryota; Metazoa; Chordata; Aves; Passeriformes; Paridae.